AUGGUCUACAUCAAGUCUAUCGCCAGCGGCGUCCUUCUCGCCUCGACCGCCGCGUCGGCGUAUUCGGUCAUUGGACGUCGCCAGAAUGCGACUGGCCUCAACAGCGCGUUCGUCGCUCACGGCAAGAAGUACUGGGGUACUUGCGGUGACCAGGGCACGCUGUCGGAGAGCGCCAACGUGGACGUCAUCAAGGCCAACUUUGGCCAGAUCACCCCGGAGAACAGCAUGAAGUGGGAUGCCACUGAGCCCUCUCAGGGAAGCUUCAGCUUCGACGGCUCGGACUACCUGGUGAACUUUGCUCAGGAGAACAACCUCCUCAUCCGUGGUCACACUCUGGUGUGGCACUCUCAGCUCCCCUCGUGGGUGCAGAGCAUCACCGACAAGGAUACCCUGACCGACGUGCUGAAGAACCACAUCACCACCGUGAUGACCCAGUACAAGGGCAAGAUCUACGCCUGGGAUGUGGUCAACGAGGUUCUCAACGAGGACGGCACUCUCCGCUCCGACGUCUUCUACGAUGUCCUCGGAGAGGACUACAUCCGGAUCGCCUUCGAGACCGCCCGUGAGGUCGACCCCGAUGCGAAGCUGUACAUCAACGACUACAACUUGGACGAUGCCAACUACUCCAAGACCCAGGGUAUGGUGAGCCUGGUGAAGAAGUGGCUUGAUGCUGGUGUCCCGAUCGACGGCAUUGGCUCGCAGUCGCAUCUUGGGUUGCCAACGCCUGCCUCAACGUCGAGGCUUGUGUCGGUAUCACCUCCUGGGGAGUCUCCGACAAGCGAGAGCCCCCUGCUGUUCGACUCCAGCUUCCAGCCCAAGGAGGCCUUCACUGCCGUCCUGAACGCUCUUUAA
Molecule: messenger RNA, 852 nt
Organism: Aspergillus terreus NIH2624
Lineage: Eukaryota; Fungi; Ascomycota; Eurotiomycetes; Eurotiales; Aspergillaceae
Product: endo-1,4-beta-xylanase
Exons: 6
Coding region: 1-852 (283 amino acids)
Biological process (GO): carbohydrate metabolic process
Molecular function (GO): hydrolase activity, hydrolyzing O-glycosyl compounds
Source: RefSeq, a predicted model, not a curated record